Lasiodiplodia theobromae is the source of this 1470-nucleotide messenger RNA. RefSeq names its product Tubulin-tyrosine ligase. The coding region runs from base 1 to 1470 and encodes 489 amino acids. The transcript has a single exon. NCBI's taxonomy places the organism in Eukaryota, Fungi, Ascomycota, Dothideomycetes, Botryosphaeriales, Botryosphaeriaceae. Gene Ontology annotation, cellular component: P-body. Gene Ontology annotation, biological process: protein modification process. The record is from RefSeq and is a predicted model, not a curated record.
AUGCCUCGCUCGCCGACAGCUACCUUCGCAAUUACGGAUAUGACCGCAGGUCGGGCAAUAGACUGCCUUUUGGACUAUGAGGAUCCUUAUGUGCAGCCUUUGAUCGUCGAGGCGUUUCAAAAGCGCCUCGCAGCCGGCUCAUUCAAGCUCAUCAAUUCUCUGGAUGAGCAUCGCGUGGGCCCCAUGGUUCAAUUCAGUGCGUAUGAGGCUCUGGACUUCGACAAGGCCAUAGAGAUGCCCAACAUCCUCAUCAACGCUUACGUCAUUCGCAAAGCUUUGAUAAGAAAGCAUUACCUCUCGACCACCGUUUCUCACUGGAUCGUCAAACAUCCAGAGUCGAAGCUAAGGAACCACGUGAAGUCGAGUGUAGAGUUUGAACUCGAUUAUGCAGAGUUCCUUGACGACGCUCUUGUGGAAGCCUGGGAGCUGCAAGAAGCGUUCCGAAAGAACGAGGACAAGGAGCCGAAAGACCGAGAAUGGUGGAUUCUGAAACCUGGAAUGAGCGAUCGUGGACAGGGCAUCAAACUCUUCAGUACUGAACAAGAGCUUCAGGACAUUUUCGAGGCCUGGGAAGCAGAGCGUCCUGACUCAGAUGAUGAAGAGGAGGAAGAAGAAGAACGCCAGGGUGAUGGUCCUAAUGGGGAGGCGACGGAGCGUGCAGACGCCCGAAGCGACCAGGGUUCCGAGACUGGAGAAGAAGCCGCGGCCACCGGCGACAGCGGAUGGAAUUUCGAUCCCUCUGCCAUCCAAGUCACGGAGGAGAAGAAGGAGUAUAUCAUCACUUCGCAGCUACGCCACUUCAUCGCACAGCCAUACAUACACCCACCGCUCACUUUCGACAACCGCAAGUUCCACAUCCGGACGUACGUGCUGGCUGUCGGAGCUCUGCGCGUUUACGUCUACAAGCCAAUGCUCGCUCUCUUCGCCGCGGCCCCUUACGGUGCGCCUUGGGAGAAGACUGAUUCCGAGGAGGAAGGCGGGCAGCCCGACCUCCGCGCCCACCUUACGAACACGUGCCUGCAGGGCUCCGAUCAGCGUGAAGGCAGUGUGCGUGCCUUCUGGGAUCUGCCAGAUAACCUCGACGCCUCUAGUACAGCUGCGCACAAGGAGCUCGCCGGUCUCCCCGGCGGCUGGAAAGAACAUGUUUUCUCGCAAAUUUGCAGCGUCACCGGCGAGCUAUUUGAAGCAGCGGCGAGAGCUAUGAUGAUCCACUUUCAGCCACUUCCGCAAGCCUUCGAGCUCUUCGGCGUCGAUUAUAUGGUCGACACACAGGGCAACGCCUGGCUUCUCGAGAUCAAUGCUUUCCCUGAUUUUAGGCAGACUGGCGACGAUCUUAAGGGGAUCGUGAAGGGUCUUUUUGAAGAGACCGUGGACGUAGCUGUGAAGACAUUUUUCCAGCUGGAAGGAGCUAAGCCCGAAGGAACGGAGACGCUGAAGCAGGUUCUGGACAUUGACUUGGGAAGGAGAUAA